AUCCGCCAAUUAAGGAAAGGAAGAAGAAGAAGGCGGCGGUUUGUAGUCAGAGGCAUCAUGUCGGAGCCCAGUGUUCGUGUUUCGGGGACAGUUUUAGCUUCUCUCAUGUUCCAACAUGUCAACAGCGACUCAGACGUGGAAGGUCUGGUGCUGGGAGAAAGCAGCUUCCAUGAGCAGGUUACCAUCAGUGACUCUCAGUCGGACCACAUUCACAUUGAGGAAAUCUACAACCUCCAGAAGCACGUCGCCUGCCACAGAUUACACACUCUGUACAGCAGCUCUGGGGAGGUGAACCUGGACGUCCUGCACCAGAUGCUUGCAGAUAACAAGCAGGACAGUGUGAUCGGCUGGUACCGACAGCGCAGGCACUCGGAGCAGCACAUGACGUUCAGGGAGAAGCUGGUCCACGAGAAGAUGAAGAGCGCUCUGAAGAACCCUCACAUGAUCUUCUUGCUGCUGACUUCCAGCAGAGUUACUCCGACGGACUCCACCCACCGGAUAGAGUACUCGGCCUUCACGUCUCGCAGCAGACGCUUUAUGAACAUCCCUGUGCUGGUGACUAACCUGGGUCUGCUGGAACAGCAGGGCUACUGGAAGGUCUCCGCUCCAUGCUCCGCCUCAGGCUACAGCCUCACCAUGAAGAAACAUGGGUCCAGGUUUUUCUGCUCCAGUGGGCUGGUGAAGGAGGUGGAUGAGAUGAAUAAGAUGAAUGACUCUCUGCAGGCCGAGCUGCAGAAAGUGUGCAGAGAGGUGGAGGUGAGUGAGCGUGCAGUAGAAGCGCUUCAGGCGGAGGUGUCAGCCCUGAGAAGGAGCCUCAGAGAGAAGCAGCACAGCUCAGCGAGGGAAGCUGCCGGAACCGCCAUUCCAGCGCCGCCAAAGAACAACCAGCUGCUGCUGGAGGCCGUCAGAGCGUUGCUUGGUUCUUCUCCUCUCUUCCUGACACAGACUCUGAACCCACAGGCCUUCCCUGUUCCCCACAAACACCUUUUUCCAGCACACUCAGACUCAGAGCCUGACCAGGGUCCAUUGGUACUGGACAGCUGCGGGAAGAAGCAGAGGGAGACGCUGCAGGGGAGGGGGAGGAAACGGAGGAGGAACAACUGCUGAUUCCCCAUCCUGCACCUCACCCUCCCAAUUUCUUCUGUGGAAAGUCUCAGUUCAAAUAAAUACUAGGCUUAAUUGCAUUUCAAAA
This is a messenger RNA of Fundulus heteroclitus (mummichog), 1192 nucleotides long. It is a transcript of the gene abraxas1, whose product is annotated as abraxas 1, BRCA1 A complex subunit. The transcript has 9 exons. Gene Ontology annotation, molecular function: polyubiquitin modification-dependent protein binding; microtubule binding. Gene Ontology annotation, cellular component: nucleus. NCBI's taxonomy places the organism in Eukaryota, Metazoa, Chordata, Actinopteri, Cyprinodontiformes, Fundulidae. The coding region runs from base 58 to 1107 and encodes 349 amino acids. The record is from RefSeq and is a predicted model, not a curated record. Gene Ontology annotation, biological process: mitotic spindle assembly; protein K63-linked deubiquitination; attachment of spindle microtubules to kinetochore.